Messenger RNA from Polypterus senegalus (gray bichir), 4646 nucleotides. RefSeq names its product FH2 domain containing 2 (gene fhdc2). Lineage: Eukaryota; Metazoa; Chordata; Cladistia; Polypteriformes; Polypteridae. Bases 255 to 3056 code for a protein of 933 amino acids. The record is from RefSeq and is a predicted model, not a curated record. The transcript is spliced from 12 exons.
UUGAAAAGUUUCUCGCUAGCUUCAGUUCAGCAGUGUUAAGAAAGAGAGAGCGCACGAAGGAUUGUGCUCGUUAAGCGGCCGGGACCUGUAUGUGGGAUAUUAAAAAGGGGAAUGUAACUGGUGAAACGAGCGGUGAAGACGGCCUUUGUUGUUUGCUUCCACAGAAAAGUGCCUGUACCAGAUUUACGUUUUUGAAAUGAAGAUACUAUGCCUGCACAGUGUGAAGUGACGAUGAGAGGGCACCCCUUGCCAUAAUGCUGAUUAACGUUAAUGUUUGCGUCAAGGAAAGCCGCUUGCAUGGAGUCUCUGGGCCACCCUGUGAGAAGAGCCCACAACUGACUGAGAUUACCAUUAAACUGAUGGAAACGGGGAGCAACCCUGCACCCCUUCCAUUACCUUCUCACUCGGAAAGUCCUCUCCAGUCUGCUCCACCACCUCCCCCAUUACUUGCUCCUCCGCCCCCUCCACCACCUCCACCACCUCCUCCCCCUUUUGCUCCCCCUCCUCCUACUGGAUCUCCCUUUACUCGUGUGGAUGUGACUCGACGAUCGAGACUCAGGAAUUUUAACUGGGAUGCAAUUCCCAAGGAUCGCAUUGUGGGAAGAAAGAGUCUUUGGAACUCUGUGCAUGAUGACUUCCAGAUUGAUGUUACUAGCAUGGAGGAACUUUUUGGGAGAAAGGAGGCCAAUGCAGAGAUGACCCGUGCCUCACGGAGGAGUAUGCACUCCCGAUCGUCAAUGGAUCCUAGUGCUGACAAGGUGUCUUUGUUGGAUGCAAAGAGAAGCAUGAAUAUCGGAAUAUUUCUCAAGCAGUUUAAGAGGGCAGGGAUUGAUCUAAUUAAGGAUAUCAAGCAGGGAAUGAGUGAAUCAUUUGGGUCGGAGAAACUGACUGAGCUUUGCAAACUCCUUCCAGAGAAUGAAGAGGUUAAAAUAUUGAAGUCUUUCCAAGGAGAUCGCACCAGACUGGGUGAAGCAGACUUGUUCAUGGUGCUCAUAGUGGAGAUCCCCAGCUACAGGUUGCGCCUUGAGGCCAUGAUUUUGAAGGAGGAGUUUGAGCCGCAUGUGUCCUCGCUGUGUUCUGCAGCCUGUGUUCUCAGGGAGGCAGCACAAGAACUCCUUAAUUGUGUGGAGCUUCAUAUGGUGCUGGGGCUUGUGCUGAAAGCAGGGAACUACAUGAAUGCAGGAGGUUAUGCAGGCAAUGCAGCUGGGUUUCGUAUUGCAUCUUUACUGAAGCUUGCCGACACAAAAGCCAACAAGCCAGGAAUGAACCUCCUCCACUUUGUUGCAUUGGAAGCACAGAAGAAAGAUCAACAACUUCUCUCCUUUCCACACAAACUUAAGCAUGUGGGCCCUGCCUCCAGGUUAUCGGAAGAUUCAGUUAUAGACGAACUAGACCGACUCCAACAGAGGAUUGCAAGUCUACAGCAUAGUCUGAAAGCAGAGGAGGAGGAGCUGUGUCUACAGACAAAACCUUUUUUGAAGGCUGCAGAGUUGAGACUCUCGGAGGCACAUCAGCUGGUAGAAGCAAUGCGGUUAGCAAGUCAGCACCUUGUAGAGUUUUUCUGUGAAGAUAAUGAAACUUUCAAACUUGAGGAGGCCUGCAGAGUCUUCAGUAGCUUUUGUGAGAAGUUCCAAAAAGCUACCCAGGAAAACGAUCAGCGGGAGUUGCUGGAAGUCAAGCGCUUACAGAGGGAAAAGGAGUAUAUUGAGAAACGGAGAUCAAUUGCAACUUGCUCUGCUUUGGAGGCGAGCUUUAGUCAGAGUAUUAGUGAUGACUUGGAAUUGACUCUUGAGAAGAACUUGCGUAACACCUGGAAUAGAAAAACUAUUCGCCGAAAAGAGUAUCGCCCUCAUCUUGGCAUGGUAGCCAUUGAGAACUCCAACAGAAGGCCAUAUUCUUCUGAAGGACUGCCUUCUUUGUUACUGGAAGAGAGGGCUUUGACUUCACCUACUGAAGAAAACUCCCUCCAAAGUGCUGAGCUUAUGCGUAAAGUAACUGAAAAAGUCUUGAGUCAACAACUGGUGUUCAGUGCUACCAGUCCGUUGAAAGAAUCUCCUGCUCCAGAGCCAGCCAAAGAUCGAGCAGAUCCACGGUAUCCGUCAACUAGUCUCUCUCGACCAGACUUUACGAAGGUAGGAGAGAACCUAGAGUGUCACACACUGGUUAGAGGGUUAAAAUCUUAUGAUAUCUCUCCACCUGUGCAAAGACCAAGUACUAACCACUGCUCAAAAUGGAAACGGGAAUCGGCAGCAAUGCAGAAAGGUGCAGAGGAAAAUGGCAAAGUGGAAAAUGUGCGGACUGGAAAAGAGAUGGAGAGUAAGAACACAAAGGUACGUGAACGUGAAAUGGGGGAAAGAGAUGGUGGAGAAAAAACUGUUUUUCAGCUGAAGGAACUGGAAACUAAUAAGCCGUCGGACUCUGGAAAGAAUAGGACUAAAACAAAUGACUCUGCAGGAGGUAUAAGAAAAUCUCAUUCUUUAAAAGAACGAAGUAGUGUAACUUUAACAUCACCCCGACAGAAAGUAACUAGAUCAACUGAGCAUGCAACAGAGGAGAAGUCCUCCUCGCAACUCGGUAAGUCUCCAUUCUCUAGGGGAGCACAACGCAGCACUCUACCACUCCGGCCUUCAACUCCAGGAUCUCUUAGUGUGAAGCGUCCCAACAGCUUUGGGGAAAAGCGGGAUUCAACUAGGAUCACUCCUGAGCCUAAAUCACCAGAUGAAUCUGGGAAGAUCAAACCCUUUCGGCGAUCCAUUGAGAAACCAAAGCAAGAUCAGGGAAAGCCCACUCUGUCCCAGAGCCUGAACCGUAGUUCACCUACAAAAGUUGCUAAAAGGCUUUCUUAUGGAUCAGAUUCUUCGCCUUCAGGAUCUGCGACAGGGCAGCAGGUGAGGUUGCCGCUGCCAGUCACUGCAGGAAGCCGGACUAGAACAGCAGCAACACUGACAGCUUCUAAAGUAGUGAAGCACAGUGAGCCCACUUCUCCUACUCCAAAAACUUCAACCAGCAGGCAGAGCAAGAGCCCUAAAACGGGUGCUCUGCCCAUGUGGAGAUGAGAACCGAGUGUGCUUCAUGGCAGAUGUACUCUGUUCAGAGCUGUAGAUGACAAGAGGUUGAAUAAGUAGUGAUGCUGGCUGACAGAAGAUCAAUUAACUGCUGUACAGUUUUUUUUUAUAUAUAUAUAAAAUAUUUAUUUUGGGGAGAUCAAUGUAUCAAUUGACUUAUAGCUAAUGCAGGUCUUGGCAGGCAGAAUAAUAAUUUAACCUCUGUGUAGUUCACGUUGGUGGAUUGUAUUGAAUGUGGAAAUGCUGCAAUCGUCAUAGCAGUUCUGGGCUGCAUAAAGGGAAAACCAGAGAGAAACUGCUAGGAAUAUUACAUUAAUUUGUCUGGAUGUGAAUCGGUUCUUAAAAUGUCAGUAUUAGGGCAGUUGGUUUGGGAAGGGAAGGUGGGGUGGGAUGGGUUGGGUUGGGAUUCCCUCUUGAAUAACGGUCAGUAAUCCUUUGAUUGUAAAAUAAACCUUUUAUGUACAUGUGACUCCUGCUCAGUUGAGCUUUACAAAGCCAAUGGGCUCCUACCUCAUUCUCCUGGCUAGAAGCAGGACAGAUCUGGAGGAACAUGAGUAAGUCUCUCUGUCUUCAUUCAUCAUUCCAUUAGCACCUGUCUGCUGGAGACUCAGUUUAGCGACAGUAUGUUCCAACCAGCCUAUAUUUUCAACUGCUGCAAUUGAAUUAAACUGAUUAAAUUCCCAGCACUGGCAGCUCCUUCAGACUUGAAAUAGGAUAGACCUAGAAGACCAGACGGUCUGGAAUUGAGCUUUUCAUAUCAGGGAGUAUUUGUAUUUUUUGCUGACUUCUAUAUAUAUAUAUUUUUUUUAUUUUUUUUUUUUUUUUGAUACCAAAUAAUGGUACAGAAGGUCUGCAAGAGGAAAUGCAUGAUCAGCAUAAUUUUAAUUCUGCCUUGUUCCCUUUAUCUGUUGAUGAAAAACUCUAAUAAAAAUGUACAGAAUCUGUAAGAUGUAGACUGGAUUAUACCACAUGCUCCCAUCAAACUCCUGUUCAGUUGCCAUCUGGUUUGUUAAUGCAAAAUGCUGCAGGAGGUGGCAAUCUGCUGAGACAUUCCAUUAUGGAUCUGUUUAAACUUGGCCUUGUUGUAUCCAGCCAUUGGUUUACCUUGUCUUAAAAAAUUAGCCGGGGGGGGGUCUAGUAGGUGAAAAGUAUUGGUCUUAAAUUUAUGGGUAAAUAUGAGGUGACCUUCUGAAAAAGGUGCUGGGUGACACUAAGAAAUGAACACACUCACCUGUUUGACUCGGGCCUAAAUGAAGAACUUCAGUUUUAUAACAAAAAUGGAAAAAUCUUAAUGGUAUUCUGGGGUGUUUGCGUCAACUUUGGUAAAUUUGUAAGCACAAGUCACACCACGGGCCUCUCAUUGAAACUUGGAGCAGGUGAAUUCAUUCUUGGGAGAGGAGAAGGGGGUUUUGUCCAGGUUGCUCACCAUUUUCUUCUGUAGGCCUCAAAAGACAAGUUGCAAAAUGGCACCUUGCUAGGUUUCUUGUAGUGUCCCCCCAGCUCCGAAAUUUUUUUUUUGGUACUGUUUAAAGUGAAAAUCCUACAUGGUUUUGACUUGGAUAUAGUCCUGUUAUCUGUACC